Postia placenta MAD-698-R-SB12 is the source of this 333-nucleotide messenger RNA. RefSeq lists its product as hypothetical. The transcript has 6 exons. Gene Ontology annotation, biological process: mRNA splicing, via spliceosome. NCBI's taxonomy places the organism in Eukaryota, Fungi, Basidiomycota, Agaricomycetes, Polyporales, Adustoporiaceae. Gene Ontology annotation, cellular component: U12-type spliceosomal complex; U2 snRNP; precatalytic spliceosome. The record is from RefSeq and is a predicted model, not a curated record. Bases 1 to 333 code for a protein of 110 amino acids.
AUGUCUAAGCAUCACCCAGAUCUCAUUAUGUGCAGGCGACAGCCCGGCAUAGCCAUCGGUCGUCUGUGCGAGAAGUGCGAUGGCAAAUGUCCUGUCUGUGAUUCCUACGUACGCCCCGAGACCCUUGUGCGCAUCUGCGACGAGUGCAACUUUGGUACUUACGGAGGGCGGUGUAUUAUCUGCGGUUCUCCUGGUAUCUCAGACGCGUACUAUUGUGCAGAAUGUACGAGACUAGAAAAGGACCGCGAUGGAUGUCCGAAGAUUGUCAACCUUGGCGCCAGCCGCACAGACUUGUUUUACGAACGGCGGCGGCUGGGAUUCAAAAAGGGCUAA